Molecule: messenger RNA, 311 nt
Organism: Amorphotheca resinae ATCC 22711
Lineage: Eukaryota; Fungi; Ascomycota; Leotiomycetes; Helotiales; Amorphothecaceae
Exons: 1
Coding region: 64-225 (53 amino acids)
Source: RefSeq, a predicted model, not a curated record
GGUGUUGCUGGUCCAUCCUUUUACUUGGAACGGAUUGAAGAAUUCCUCAGAGUAGGAGGGGAAAUGACAGAUGUGAAGAAGCGGGCGAUUGGGGAUAUUUCAAGCGCCCCGAUGCUUAUGCUUCGUUGCUGUGCAUCAUGUCAUGGUCGCUCGAAUAUCCACGAGCGCAUCUCGAGAACGAAAACGUUCACCAUCUCCACUCAGCGCCAGGAGCGCGGCGAAUAAUGGAUUUACCUACAGUAGCUGAGUCCUAGGUAGUCUUCCAUCGAAAGCUAAAAUGCCUACAAAGUAAUCCCGCAGUUUCAAGGAGG